AUGGAUGCACUCAGUGAUGAUGACCAUGAUUUCGAUGAUGAUGUCUUGCCUGGACCUUCCAGAGAAUACCCUGAAGAGGAGAUGACUGUGGAUGAUGCCAUAUGUACUUUACUAGCUUCCCUUCAUCUGGAUCAAAAUAGGAAUAUAAUUCCGUCAGACCAGGAUGACGAUAACCUUCGAAUAGUGCACGAGCGUAUUCAGAAUGUGAUUCACAGAGAGUUGGAUGAUUCUAGGCGCCGUCGUUUGAGAAAAGCCUUGCAACCUUCCAACUGUAUCAGAGAACAAGUUUAUUAUUUGAGGCGAAUCAUCCCUACUUCAAACCCUUCUCAAUCUUACUUCCGACGUCUUUCUGCAGCUUUGAGCUUAAUUGUUAGUGAAUCAUUUGAUGAAGAAUAUAGGAAAGUUGCGAUACUACUAGGUUUGGUUGACGCUCUCGCUGAGACUCUCGUUCUCGAGGUGUUUGUGUUUGGAACAAAUCCUCGUUUACCCGAGCAUCGUUCUAUUCGUAAACUAGUGGCAAAUGCUUUAACAAAUUUAACAUUUGGUCAUGUAACGAGUAAAAGACGACUGUGCACUUAUCCGGAUUUUUUAAACACAGUUAUCCGGUUGAUCAAUGAAGCCCGAAAUUUAGCUCAGGUUUAUGCUGGUCUUAUUCGAAACUUGAGCUGGUUAGCGGAUAGUGAAAUGAGUGCUGCACUAUCUCCAUGUGUCAAAGCAUUGGUUAGAGCUGCUGUUUAUGGAUGUCAGCAUAAGGAUGAAGGUUGCGUUAGAGCGACACUAUCAGCGUUGUGGAAUCUAGCAUCUCAUUCUAUGGAGAAUAAGCGUGCUAUCUGCGAUGAGCCUGGGUGUUUGCAUAUGUUGGCAUCAUUACUAACACCAAAUACCAACCAAACCGUCAUAGUAGAAAGUGCUAGUGGGAUUUUGAAAUAUGCUUCCGUUUAUUUGUCCACCACAUCAUCCCACCUAGAAGAGCGAACUUUGCUUGUGAACGGGCUCAUUCAAUUGCUUGUCAGCGCUUCGUUCACCAUUUCAUGUAAUGCUCUUGGAGCACUAAGUAACUUGAUUGCAAAGGAUCCUCACUUACAGGGAUUUAUACGCUCAAAUGGUAGUGCUAUGCACCAAUUAAACUCGUUAAGAGAUUCAGCACGUGAUGAUAUUCGGGCUGCAGUUAAAAGCGUAUUGAAUCAUUUGAAUCAACCUGCUGGAUAUAUCAGAUCGAACGAAAUGUCAACUUCUAUGGGUGUCGGAUAUGAUGUUUUUCGGGAUUCUGGUCGACUCUUACCUUUGCGAUCUAUGAGAGCUUCUCCGGGAGCGAAUAAUCUGAGUUCAUUCACUUCUCCGCGAAGCAUGGAACAGCGCUCCAGUAGUUUGCCGAGGCAUUUUGUGCGUGGUGGCUCAGUCGCUGUUCAUGGAUCGACUCACGCUUCGCCUUCUCAUUAUCUCUCCAACGUUAUCAACCAAACAUGUGAGGAGCAUGAUAGGAUAAUGAUGCAGCAGGUAAAUGAUGAUGAGAUUAGACACAAUAAUAUAUUGAACGAUGAUGAUGUGGAGGAUAAUGAGUUCCCUGAUGAGUUCGAAAGAGAUACAAUGAGUGCUACUUGUAAUAGAAGUAAUGCUAGCCGUCAAUCUUUGGAAACAGAACAUACGAACCAGUCAGGCUGGGCGAGCAUGUUGGACACCGCGAAUAAUAGUGCUCGUCUAUCUCCUGUUUCUCCUUCAGAUUUACCUGAUUCUCCGACCCAUUAUACUUUAAUUAGGCAACAAAACUUGAUGAACGCUGGCAAAGGGUUAGAUAACGAUUCAUCUGCGCCGCUCCGAAUCAACGUUAUGUCGUCGGACGCUGGAGGAAAGUCAAACUUCUCAAGUAGUGAUGCUGCUACAGCAGUUGUCGAUGAUCAGCCAACACCAACUUUCGCUAACUGUCGCAUAUCACAAAUUGCACCAGUGAAAACAAAAGAAACAUUGAAGAACUCAGGCUUUUUUGAGUCUUUCGAGGGCGAGAACGAAUCUGAUUAUGCUGUGUUAGAGGGCAAUUCUGAGUUACUGGAUCGAUCAAUCGAAGCAGCUUAUCCCCAGCCAAACACACGUCUUAGCUAUAAAGCAUCUCCCACUCAUGGAAACGGUUUUCAUUUAACUAACGGCAUGCUUUCCGGUACAUCUUCUCCUAGGAAAUCAACUGAUGGUUCAGCCGUUGAUAGAGAGAAGCUGUUGAACGAGUGCAUUUUGUCGGCAAUGCCAGGAGCAGGAGGGAGUCCUGCAUUUUCUUCAAAAAACGAGAUGGGCGGACCAACUUUAGUGACCCGUUUGGUCCGCCAUCAUCAAACCGGUCGCCUUCAAGAUUCUAACUUUGUCGAUGAAAAUAGCGGAGAGGCUAGUGCCAAGGAAUCAUCUCUGAGAAAUAGCCUGAUUAAUCAGGAUUCUGUCAGCUCGGAAGAGUCGGAUGAUUUUUUUUGUAAGAACGAUUUCGACGAUCUAGAUACAAGUCUUCCGUUAGAUUGUUUGGAAGAACCUAUGACCAUUGAUUGCUCGUCCCUGCGGUCUGAUUCUUCUUCCGGAGAUAGCAAGACAAAGUCUCUUGAGUCUACUUCAGCUGCGAGAAAGACAAGGCUCCCCAUGCCCACCUCUAAAGUUUUACAAUCCUCUAAUUGUAGAUCGGCCCAACUUUCUGUGAAACCGAAAAUUGGUCCAAAACCAUUGCAUUCCCAAGCAGUCGUGCCUCCUUUCAAUUAUCAAAAGCCUAUGCAUGUUAAUGAUGAGUCUUCAAGUGAAUCGACUAAGUCAGGAAAUAUGCACAGUAAUACUAUGCUAGUUACAACAGUUUGA
Messenger RNA from Auanema sp. JU1783, 2823 nucleotides. The record is from the annotation of a GenBank genome assembly. Lineage: Eukaryota; Metazoa; Nematoda; Chromadorea; Rhabditida; Rhabditidae.